AAGUAUAUGAAACUGCUAAAGAUUGUAAUUGCGGCGAUGGUCUACAAAAUGUAUAACCUUUAGAUCUAGCCAUUCUAUUUCUAGGUUCUAGAUCUAGGUUUAGAUGUGCAAACUUAGAAUAGUUAACAAGUAGAUCUAAAUUAGAUCUAGUAGAUUUUAAUUUUAAACCUGACCUAAAAGAAAAAGAUCGCUGCGCUAAAAAUGUUACGAACAUUGGCUCACAAUUUACUUGCUACAACUGGUCUGGAAUCUCGAUGUUUGCUAGCAGCAUCUUUGAGAUUAUUACAGUUGACUCCAGAACGACAUCUUAGUACAAAGAAAGAAGAUCCUGCAAACAAUAGAGAGCUACAAAACAAAGAAUUGAAAAAUGCUGCCAUAACUGUUGCCAAGUCUCUCCAAGGAGAUUGGACCAGAACUGCAGAGGACCUCUUGUCACGUCUUCAGUUGAUGGAGACUCCAGAACAAAAAGAUCCAGUGGAAGUGAAAGAGGGUGAGGAGUCUCUUACAAGCUCGCUCUUGCAAACAAUGAAGGUUGGUCGAGAUAUAUCCAUUUCAAGACCUGAGAGAGUAAGGCAAAUGACCAGACAUGAAGCCUUUCCGCAAGGUGUACCAUUUGCUGAACCUGUUGCUCCAUAUCGCAAACGUUUGUCAAGGAAAGAUGAAAUGUUCUCAGAGCUAUACAGUGUCCCUAGACUUGGAAUCUUUGAUCCUGACAAAGUAAAAACUAUAGCUGAUCAACCUGUAGUCAGACCAGGUUUAUUUGAGCUUGUCAAUGAAGAGACACUGCAAUCUCGAAUGAGUCCAUUGCCAAAGAAUGCCUUUGAAGAGAUGAUAAAGUGGACUAAAGAAGGCAAACUUUGGACUUUCCCCAUAGAUAAUGAAGCAGAUAUGCAUGAAGAAAAGAAGUACUCAUUUCAAGAUCAUGUGUUUUUUGACAAAUUCUUGACAGAGUUCCCACCUAAAGGUGCAGUUCGCAAGUUUAUGGAGCUGGUUACUCUGGGAUUAAGCAUGAACCCAUACAUUUCAGUCCCAGAGAAGCAUGACCACAUUCGUUGGUUUGCAGAUUAUUUCCGACAGAAGAAGGAAGUGCUUACAGAGGUGCUAGGGGAAGAUGGCAACAUGAAGGAUGCUGUCAUGACAACCAGUGCGGCAAAGAAAAAAGCAGACAAGAAAACUUCAAAGCAAGCAAAGACUGUUUGAUAGAAAUAUUUUUAAAAGUUGUGUAAGUCAGUGGGGUACCAGAAAGUCUACAUUAGUUAAGUGUACAUGCAGUUCUUCUGUGAAUGAUUAAUGAAUGCAAAUUGAAUUGUGAAUUUCUUUUCUAGAAUAAAGUGACUACAAUAAUUAUGAAA
Messenger RNA from Biomphalaria glabrata, 1352 nucleotides. RefSeq names its product 28S ribosomal protein S31, mitochondrial-like. Gene Ontology annotation, molecular function: structural constituent of ribosome. The transcript is spliced from 10 exons. The record is from RefSeq and is a predicted model, not a curated record. Gene Ontology annotation, cellular component: mitochondrial small ribosomal subunit. The coding region runs from base 202 to 1200 and encodes 332 amino acids. Lineage: Eukaryota; Metazoa; Mollusca; Gastropoda; Planorbidae.